Molecule: messenger RNA, 3068 nt
Organism: Anarrhichthys ocellatus (wolf-eel)
Lineage: Eukaryota; Metazoa; Chordata; Actinopteri; Perciformes; Anarhichadidae
Gene: mtcl3
Product: MTCL family member 3
Exons: 12
Coding region: 229-2769 (846 amino acids)
Biological process (GO): regulation of autophagy
Source: RefSeq, a predicted model, not a curated record
GCGUGCAGCUCUAUUUCCGUGCCGCCCCGGCCCUCCCAACGAUGAUGUAAUGUCAUGAAUAUUGAAACAGGUUGCUUGGUGGUCGGGAGGCGCUCGAGUCAGCAUCCCUUCUGCCUCCCCAUCACCACUAUACCCUUCAGCACUCGACAAAACACCCAGAGAAAGCUGCGGGGAUACGGGUGAAGGGGAUGGAUGUUGUUGAGGAUGAGCUGAGCCUUUGACACCACGAUGAACUCAUCCUCUGCCGACUCCCCGCGGCAGCCAGACAAUAGCAGCCGGAAGCAGCCGCGGUCGUCGUCUCCGGCUGGGCUCAAAGACGGUGGAUCUAAAGCUACACAGAAGGGCAGCAACUCGUCAAAGCCCAUCACGUCAAAGCAAGGAGCAGGAGGAGGAGGAGGGAGAAACAGCCGAGGUCAUUCUCCCGUCUCCGCAGGCAGGGAGCGGCAGGCCACAGGCGCUCCUGCCGUCAAAGGCGCGGCUGCUGUCCAGGCUGCCGGUGCUGAAAGCCCGACGCUGAGCAGGACCGCGGCGGCGGACAGAGGUGGCAUCGACACACCGGAAGACUCCCCCCGCCUUGUCGUCGGUGCCUCCUCGCCCUCCAGAGCAGAUCCGAACCGCGUCGUCUCCGAUCAGCCUUGCGCAUCCAAAUCCCCAAAACUGAGGAGCAAAACUUCGAGAGGUGGGGAGGCCGCAGCGGCGACGGCCACGACGAGCGGCAACAAGAAGAGCUCCAAAAGCACGAUAGGCUGCGGGCCCGGUUUCUGGAAGGAGGGAUGCUUGCAGUCCGAGCUCAUACAGUUUCAUUUGAAUAAGAGCCUGGGGAAGAAAGGGACAAAGAUGCAGACGAAAUCAGCGACACCGCCGGCCCAGGAGCCGGAGCUGUCCCCCGAGCCAGACCGUCCACAACCGGCUCCACAGCCAGACCAGAUGCUACAAGAAGAUAUUGAGAAGCUGGAGGAUGAAAACGACGAUCUUAAGGCGGAAAUCGAGGAGAUGCGUGCAGAGAUGGAUGAGAUGCGGGACACCUUUUAUGAGGAAGAUGCCUGCCAGCUGCAGGACAUGCGCAGAGAGCUGGAGAGAGCCAACAAGAACUGCAGGAUCCUUCAGUACAGACUGAAGAAGGCCGAGAGGAAAAGGCACCGCUUCGCAGAAAGUGGCGAGGUGGAUGGAGAGCUGCUCAGAAGUCUGGAGCAAGACCUCAAGGUGGCGAAGGAUGUGUCCGUGCGCUUGCAUCACGAGCUGGAGAAUGUGGAGGAGAAGAGGACAAAGACAGAGGACCAGAAUGAGAAGCUGAGGCAGCAGCUGAUACAGGUGGAGGUCACCAAGCAGGUCCUCCAUAAUGAAUUGGAGAAAAGCAAAGAGCUCUCACUGAAAAGAAAAGGAAGUAAGGAUGGACAGAAAGCAGAGAGAAAGACACCACAGACCCCCAUCGAGGAGGAAAAUGAGGAUCUGAAAUGCCAGCUGGCCUUUAUCAAGGAGGAAGCCAUCUUGAUGAGGAGAAAAAUGGCAAAGAUUGACAAGGAGAAGGAUCGACUGGAUCAGGAGGUGCAGAAGUACCGCUCCUUCUACGGAGACGUGGACAGCCCUCUGCCUAAAGGGGAGGCUGGAGGGCCACCCACCACCCGCGAAUCGGAGCUGAAACUCCGCUUGCGCCUGGUGGAGGAGGAGGCGAACAUCCUGGGGAGGAAGAUUGUGGAGCUGGAGGUGGAGAACAGGGGGCUGAAGGCUGAACUGGAUAACAUGAGGGAGGACAGUCUGGCGGCAGCAGGAGUGGACAGCUCUGGUAUUGGAGGUCAACAGUGCAGAGAACAGGGCGAGGUCCUGUCAGAGCUGAGGCAGCAGCUUCAGCUGGUGGAGGACGAGGCAGAGCUUCUCCGCAGGAAUUUAGCAGAUGUGGAAGAAGAGAACAAAAAGGUGACGAAUGAACUCAAUAAACUGAAAUACAAGGCAGGAUCCCAUGAAGCAGGAUCGAGACAUGGAGGAGGAGCCGACUCCGCUAAACUGGAGGCCGUCCAGGAGGAGCUGAAAGCCGCACGUCUGCAGAUAAAUGAACUGAGUGGCAAAGUCAUGCAGCUCCAGUACGAGAACCGCGUGCUGCUCUCCAACAUGCAGCGCUACGACCUGGCAUCCCACCUGGGCAUCCGCAGCAGCCCCCGAGACAGUGACGCAGAGAGCGACGGGGGACGGGACGACGACACGCCCUCGGCCUCGGCGGCCCCACCCCGCCUCCUCCCUCCCCCGCGCAAGCGCGAGGGCCCUAUCGGAGGGGAGAGUGACCCGGACGAGGUGAGGAACAUCCGCUGCCUCACACCGACACGUUCCCUUUACUCACCUGUAGAGAGUCGUUUUUUAGCCAGAAGCCUGAAGGACCGGCAGCAGAUGAUAGACAUCCGCAUAGAGGCGGAGAGGCUGGUUCGGACCAUCGACAGGCUCAUCACUGACACCAGCACUAUCAUCGCCGAGGCCCGAGUGUACGCCACCAACGGGGAGCUCUUUGCCAGGCUGGAUGAGGAUGAGGAAGGUGGCAGGAUCAGAGAGCAUGAGCUGCUGUAUCGGAUCACCGCCCAGAUGAAGGCCUUCAAGAAGGAGUUGCAGAGCUUCAUAGACCGGCUGGAUGUCCCCAAACAGGAGGAUAAACAGGCAGAGGAGCCACUGUCUAUGUUUCAGCCCAUUAUUUUGCUGAUCCUCAUUCUUGUUCUGUUUUCCUCACUCUCUUAUGCCACCAUUUGUAAAUUGGUAUUCCUUUUCACCCUGUUUUUUGUUCUGUAAAGCACACCCUCGAUAUCAUAUUGUGUACAUUUUCAUUAUUUCUUUUUUACUUAUACAUUUAUUUCAAUUCUGUUAUUUUGAACACGUCACACAAGGCCACUCAAGGUACAGGACAUUAUCAUUUUCCAUGUGCGAUCCAAGCCACUCAUCUACUCGGAUGCUUUCAACAUUUAUUGGAGACCAAACACCGUGGAGCGACAGUGUACCGUUAGGGAGGGGAGAACCGGAGGAUUCUGCUGGAACUGAAGACAGUUUUGGAGGAAGUGCAGGUGGAGGUGAAGAGAGAGGAGGAGAAGAGG